This is a messenger RNA of Capsicum annuum, 892 nucleotides long. RefSeq names its product protein trichome birefringence-like 41. The record is from RefSeq and is a predicted model, not a curated record. Gene Ontology annotation, molecular function: O-acetyltransferase activity. Gene Ontology annotation, cellular component: Golgi apparatus. Lineage: Eukaryota; Viridiplantae; Streptophyta; Magnoliopsida; Solanales; Solanaceae.
UACUCCUAACUUAGACACACACAGGCACUCUCUCUCUCUCUCUAUUUUUUUAUAAUCAUGGUGUUUCGAUAAGUUUUUGCACACCUCGAUUAAAUUUACGGGAUAAUGUCCACUUCUCACUAUCGACAAAUAUCAUGUAACUUUGUCUAUUAAAACUAAGAUAGAUGGAGAAAAUAACCUAAUGUUCUUUUGUCUCCGCUAGAAUUUGAACCUGAGAGCAUAAUUAGUUCUGAUCAACCACCUCAUUGACCAUUAAAUCUAGGUGCCUCUAUGUAUUUAUAGAGACAGAGACAGACAUACAACUCAUACAAGACAGAGAGAGAGAGAGAGCCAUACAUAUGCAAAUUAAUCAACUUUUGUUUUUCUCUCUCUCUAUAGUAGUUAUAUUAUCAUCUUUGAAGCUAUGAUCAAAGACUUAGGCUUAAGAAUUGGGUGGACAUUUUUCACACUUUUCAUAUGUAUUCUAGUAAGUCUUUUAGUGCUUCUUCUACACCACACAAGUGCUACACAUCAUCAUCCACAGCCUUAUCCACACGAGAGAAGUUGCAAUUUAUUCAGAGGAAGUUGGAUUAAAGAUGAAAAUAAUAGUAAUAAUUAUCCUCUUUAUAAUUCAUCUCACUGUCCUUUUAUUGAACAUGAAUUCAAUUGCCAGAGAAAUGGUCGUCCAGACAAAGAUUACCUUAAAUAUGGAUGGAAACCUCAUGGUUGUUCCUUAACAAGAUUCGAUGGAGGAGCAUUUUUGAAUAAAUUCAAAGGAAAAAGCAUAAUGUUUGUGGGAGAUUCUCUCAGUAGGAAUCAGUGGCUGUCACUUGUAUGCCUUCUUUACACAUCACAGCCAAAAGCCAAUUACAAUCAAACUAGAGUUGGCGAUGUCUCCAUUUUCACCUUUUUG